AUGGUCGCUGACCUGAAGAACGAUUCGCCCCCGGACCUCAGCGAUGAGGCCGGCACUGUCGACUCAAGCUCACCUGUAAACGAGAAGGCGCUGCUACGCAAACUUGACUUGCGACUACUUCCGGCAGUGGGAAUAUUAUAUCUGUUGUCAUUCUUGGACCGCAGCAAUGCGGGUAAUGAGUAUCUCACGGGCUUGACGCUGUACUUCAUUGGUUAUGUUCUCUUCGAGAUCCCUUGUAACAUCAUCCUCAAACGGACGACGCCCAGGCUAUGGCUUCCAACACUCACCGUCGCCUGGGGCAUUGUCGCCACUUUACUUGGUAUCGUGCAGAACAAGACUGGUUUCUUCAUCGCUCGAUUCUUCCUUGGUGUGACUGAGAGCGGAUUAUUCCCUGGUGUUGUGUAUUAUUUCUCCAUGUGGUAUAAGCGACGUGAACGACAAUAUCGCAUCUCGCUCUUCUUCAGCGCUGCGUCACUCGCUGGAGCAUUCGGUGGUAUCUUGGCAUAUGGCAUUGGUAAGAUGGCGGGGGUUGUCUGGGAUAACGGAUGGCGAUGGAUCUUCAUCCUGGAGGGUAUUGCCACCGUGGUCGUAGCUGUCGCAGCAUACUGGUUCAUCGAGAACUAUCCCGACACUUCCAAAUUCCUCACAAAAUCAGAGCAAUCGUUCAUCCAUGAACGCCUGCAUGCUGAUAGUGACGCCAUUCGCGAAGAGAAGUUCAGCUGGGCUGCUGUCCGUGAGGCAUUCCGUGACCCAAGUUGCUGGCUUUACGGGCUAGGCUUUCAUACGAUGAGUCUACCGCUGUACACCCUUUCGCUGUUCCUGCCCACCAUUAUUAAGGACCUCGGAUACAAAGCAGCAGUCGCGCAGUUGUUGACAAUCCCACCAUAUGCCGUCGCCUUCGUUUCAACUCUGGGCGUCGCUAUUGCCUCCGAAAAGCUCGCCAAACGCGCCGUCUUCAUCGCCGGCUCCGCUGGUGUCGCGGCAAUUGGCUACAUAAUUCUUCUCGCUAACACAAAUCCUACCGCAAGACCAGGAGUAUCAUACGUCGGCACGUUCUUCGCUGCAGCUGGUAUAUACCCUGCCACUGCUCUCGUUCUCAGUUGGCCCGCCAUCAAUGUCUCAGGACAGACGAAGCGUGCUAUUGCGAACGCUAUGCAGAUUAGUAUUGGAAACCUUGGUGCAGUUAUGGGAACGCAGCUGUAUCGAUCUGGUGAUGGGCCUCGUUUUGUGGUUGGACAUUCGAUGGCGCUGGGAUAUCUUGUGGCCAAUAUCAUCGUGGUGAGUAUACUUGGCUGGAGGCUGAAGAAGCAGAACGAUGCACGGGCGGCGGUGAGUGAGGAGAUUAAGCAUGUUGGAGAGGUGGAGGACUGGAGAGGUGACACUGAUCCUCGAUGGAGGUUCGAAUAUUGAUCUUGGAGGUGAAACAAGAGAAAAGCGUGUAAUUAGGUGUUGUCUGUUGAUGGCCCUACAAGGGUUUCAUGAAAACAAUAGUAUGCAGACAGAAGAAUGCAAACUUCUAAUGAACUAAGUUCCGUUGUCUUUCAGCCGCUCAUCUCCCUCCCAUAUUCUCAUCCUGAAGCUCCCAGCACUCACAGACUCGACGUCGCCCUUGCUCGCAACCUAGCACCUACCUUCCACAGCAACAGCGGCGCUGCCAACUCAAGCGCCAAUUCCGCAAACGCCAUAGCACUGUUUCCCCAUCCAUAUCCAAGCGCAGCAUACAUCUUUGGCGUGAACAGCGGAAACAGAAAAGCAGCCAAACUGCGAGGAAACUGCUGCGCCGCAAUAGCGCUAGACGUAUGAUCUGGAUAAGCAUCGAUCAAAUACGCCUGCAAGGGCAUACCAGAAAUCUGCAUGCCAAACAUGGUGAUGA
Messenger RNA from Fusarium redolens, 1873 nucleotides. Its product is annotated as major facilitator superfamily domain-containing protein. Gene Ontology annotation, cellular component: membrane. The transcript is spliced from 7 exons. The record is from RefSeq and is a predicted model, not a curated record. Bases 1 to 1410 code for a protein of 469 amino acids. Gene Ontology annotation, biological process: transmembrane transport. NCBI's taxonomy places the organism in Eukaryota, Fungi, Ascomycota, Sordariomycetes, Hypocreales, Nectriaceae. Gene Ontology annotation, molecular function: transmembrane transporter activity.